GAAUUAAUUGUCAUAAUUGAGAAAAUAAAUGGAAUUUAUUUUGUAUUCCUGCAAUAUUCCUGUUGUAUAUAUUUUGUGAAUGACAAGUUCUAUGCCAUAUUUGUGACGUAAGAAUAGUUUUAUUUAUUGCCAUAUUGUAAGCUGUGUACUAUUUUUGUGAUUUCCUUUUCUUUCCAGUCUUGAUAAAGUGGGUCCAUUUAGCGCAGUAUGAACCAAGACACAGAGUGUGGAAUGACACCAUUAAGUUGUGGAAAUGGGAAAUUGAGGCAGUGGCUUAUUGACCAGAUUGACAGCGGAAAGUACCCAGGCCUUGUGUGGGAAAAUGAUGAUAGAAGCAUUUUCCGUAUCCCAUGGAAACAUGCAGGAAAACAGGAUUAUAACCGAGAUGAAGAUGCAGCUCUCUUUAAGGUAUCUUAUUUAUAUCCGUUUCACGUAGAGGUCUUCUUUCGGUAUCAUUUUAAAUAAUCACGUUUCCUUUUUUCCCUUUCCAUUCUGAAAUAAGUAGAGGAUUAAUGGGAAUAGGGACCAAUGAUUGCUGCGUCUGGUCUUUGUUAAACAUGGAUAAGUAAACCUGCCAUGACAGAUAUAAGUUUGCAGUUUUCUAACAAUCUGUCUUGACUCAUGUUAUACAAUUAAGUGUUUCUUCCCUAAUACUAUUAAAAGCUUACAUUUUAAUGUACUUACUUUACCUCUGUCUCCUGCAAAGACCAUCAAUCAUGUUUCAGUGGGUGUUACACUUGCUGUAAAAUACGUCUUAUGUAUAUCCCUGUUUCUGAAGAACAGACUUGCUUAUCAUAACAGGUUAAAAGUCCCCUACACUGUAUGCUAGCUUUGUGUAAAUAAAACAUAUCUGUUUCCUCUCUGAAUGUAAAAAAGACAUAUCUGUUCCCUCUCUCCAUUCUAAGGUUGCCUUCAAAAGCUGCUGCUGGCUGUUUCUCUCUUCUCUCUGUGCUUGCUGCUGGUGCUGCUCUGCUUCCCCGUCCCAGAGGAGUAUUUCCCUCGUAACAGACAGACAGAGCACAGCCGACUGUUUCUCUCCUCUCUGUGUGCUUCUAAACACAGACUGAACUGACUGAGGAGGGCUGUUUUUUACCCUCUGAUUUUUGAGAAAUCUAGACAUUUGCAAGAAAUCCUAUGCAUUCUCUUUCAUUUAAGAUUACGUUGUUUUAUUAUAAGAGGUAUCCUUUACAAACUUUGCUUAUCAAUCUAAAAUGUUUUGAUAGUAAAGCUCUGAUUCAUUUAAAACAAGCAUCCAAGUUAUAAUUUGGUAUUGCCAUUUCAGAGAAAGAGAUUGACAGGUUUGCAGAUUGGCAGAGUGUUGGGAGGUUUUGGGAAUCUUCUUAAAUAUACAUAUAUAAUGGAGAAUGUUUCUCUCUGUGAUGUUUAAUAUACCUAGUUAGGUGAUGUAUAGGAUCUAUUCUACAAAAAAAAAUUAAAAGUAGUGUCUAAAGGUAUUCGCUUACCAUUAUAUUAAAGAUCUUAGGUCGGGUAGAGAUCAAUGCACAGCAGGUACAUUAAAUGCUAACGUAUCCAUUGAAAGGGCUAUGAUUAUUGAAGGUAACUAACACCUUAAAGAAAGAUUUUUGUCAAGGUUUCACAACUAUUGGAAAUAGGUCAUCCUCAAAGGUGGGAAGCUUCUGGUGGUUUUGGACUUUCGAACAUCUACAAAAGUUUGUCAUUAGUAAAGAAUUAGUAAAGAAUUUCAGAAGAAAAAAGAAUUAACAAAAGAAGGUGGCAGCCAUGCUAUGUAUAUUUGCAUAGCAAAUACAGAAUAUGCAUAGCUAUAAAGAAGUUUAUGGAGAUACAUACAGCUGUAAUUUCCCUUUAAUUGCAUAAAAUUUUCAUCUUGGAAAUGGGAAAAAACAGGGCUGAGCUAAGGUGCAAGUCUCUUUUUAUUUGCAUCCUUUGCAAACUAUAUACUGUAAAUCAUGCACACGAAGUCUAUGCUUUUGUGUUGGUUUUCUUGCAUGAUGCUGUUUUACACCCAUGCACCUUAGUAGGUUGGCGUGCCCAAAGUUGUCAUGUUUCAGAUUUUUUUAUAGCAUAAUUUCAGUUCUUCCGGCAGGGUUGGUGGAGUAAAAAAUGACAUUAAAAUACACACGUAAACACAUACAGUUAGACACACACGUGCACAAGCAAACUGACACAAAGAGGCACUGACACACACACACACACACAUAGACAGUCAUACACAGACACAGAUAGGCACACAGGCACCGACAGGUGCACAUAGGAACCGGUAGAUACACAAAGGAACAGAUAGGCAGAGAUACACACAGGCACUUACAUGUACAAAGAGACACACACAGGUACUGGAAAGCACACAUAGAAACAGAUAGGUACACACAUGCACAGACAGGUACACACAUGCACAGUAAAGUACAAACAGAUACAGACAGGAACGAAUAGGCACCCACAGGCAAACAUACUCAGAUAGGCACACGCAGACACAGAUAGGCACACACAGACAAGAACACACAAGUAUACACAUAAACCAAAAAAGUUGUCUCUUAACCUUGCCAGUGGUACCUUCCCUGGCCAGUAACUGUUUCAGCUGGCUCGGCACUUUGUGGUCUCCCCGUGUCCUCUUUUGCCAGGCUGGUCUUCUCUCUCUGCCUAUGCCUGGUCUCCUUAGUGAGGCUCAGCCAUGGUCCUGACAAUAGGGACACACAGGGAAUAUGAAACUCUAUGCUAUUUAGUAUGUAUCUCUGUCACUGCCCUGCAUCUGCUCAUGGGCAACUACUAGACUCAUCUAAAAGUCUAGGAGUGGGCAGUGAGAGCAGAGCAGGUACAGAGUAGGGUCUUUUCUAUCCAAUCCACAAUAUUGUAGCAUGAUCGGGAUGUUUAGUCUGGUAAAGGUGUCCUCGAAGACAGGCGCAAGGAAAGAUUAUUUGGGGCUAAAUAUUCGUGCUACUUCUAUGUCUGGUUCUGAUACAAACUAAUACUAAUUUUACACACUUAUUUUGAUACCUAUUAUUUGUUUUAUGUAGAAACUGAAAGUCUUGAUUUCUUUGCUAAUGCCAUUAGCCUUAAAUCAAACUUGUACAGGAAAGUUUACAUCCAUCUAAUAAAGGGGUAAUUGAUUACAUUAGUACCUUUUCAUUAUUCCCUGAUUUUACAAUCAUGCUAAACUUAAUAAAGGUUAUGUUUUAAUUCUUACUUUUCUAGGCUGACUUUUCUUUUUCCUUGUGUAUUUCUAUAAUCAUUUAUUAAGUGUCUCAUUCCAUUUUUGAAUAAGAUCUUUAAACAGCAGAUUGCCAUUGGUUCUUAAGGAGUUAAUAUCGAAUUACUCUUAAGUUCAGCACUAAAUCAUGAGAAGUAGUACUAUAAAUGUCUAUUGCUCUGUCUGCCCAUUAGGCUAGUCCUCAUUACUUUUUUCUUACUCAGUGUAUGACUAUAAUGCAUGUUAAAUAUUUUCAGAAACAAAUGAAGGUUAAAAUUCCCCCCUAAACAUUUUAUUGUAAGAUAACCUUUCCACCUCCCACGUUUCUGAUUUGAACUGAUUUGGCCUCUUUUUUUGAGAGUUUUUGUGAGUCAUUUACCAGCAGAGGGCUUGUCUGCAUUUCUAAGUACUGUAAAGCAUGAGGCUUUCAUUUGGAAUAUGUGGCAUGCUUAUCAGAUGUGGCAAUUCUCUCGUGCUCUCUUUCUUUUUUCACAGUUUUUAUUGGAUUUUUUUAAAUGUACAUUAACACACAUAAAUAAAUAAAAACCAAGCAAACAUUGAACUGUUGUUUAAAAACAUUUAAACUGUUUUAAUAAGCCAAUGAUUAUUAUAAACCUGCAAUAUUUGUUACAACACAAAGUGCAAAAGCACCAAUGCAUUUAAAAACCAUAUCAAAUGCAUGCAUAACAACUAAUAAGAUAAUGCAAACAAUAUAUCAACAUAAAUUGUAUUAUAUUCUCCUAAUUUAUCUGGUCCCCUUGUUACCAGUAUAAUAUCUACCUAAUUAUGUGUAUUAUACAUUUGUAUACCUACUAAUGGUUUAAUGGAAAGUCAAGCUUUGAAUAUAUUUAAUACAUUCAUAUUUAUGAUAUUACCGAUCACUGAAGAUGUUGAUGAUUGUGUCACAAAUCAUUUAUUUGUAGAGAAAAUAAUGAGUGGGGAUCAACUGUGACAGACCAUAAAUAGGUUAUGUCUCAGUGGUCGAAACUAACAGAGCAUCGAUGUGAGAUUCCAGGGAUCUCUCUAAGGGCUUAACCCACUAGUGCCAACGUUACAAAAAUAAUAAAAGAGGUAUGCAAGCACACCACUACUUGUACUUGCAUACCUCUUUUACUAUUUUUGUAACAAAUCAUUUAUUGUUUUUAAAUAUGUUCCAUGGAACUUGUGAAAAUUGGUUGCAUCUAAUUACCCAUCUAUACAGAUUAUGAGCAUGAGAAAUUCACAGGUAUGCCAUAUGCAAUAGCAAAGGUUCCAAAAACAUUAACAUAUAUGGAAAGUGGCGAGUUUCACAGAACACAUUCAUUACUGCCACAUAAGAUUAAGUGAUACUACACAGGACACUCGAUUCAUAACAUAGGUUACCUAUUGUACAGUGCUGUGGAAUAUGUUGGCAUUAUAUCAAUAGUUUUAUUUGUAAGUGAACAGAAGAUAAUGUAGAAUUAAUGGCUGCUCGGGUUCCCAUCUUGUUUUGUGCUUGUUAAAGUUGUGCAGCUUCUGUAUUGAUGGCUUUUGUAUUGACUUUUGCAAGAGCAUCUUUCUAUCCAGACCAUGUAUGAAAAGUAUCACAGAAAGUUUGGCAGUCUACUCACUGAGUAUUAUUGUAAUUCACAUGCAGGCCUGGGCACUUUUUAAAGGAAAAUACAGAGAGGGAGUUGACAAACCCGACCCUCCAACGUGGAAGACGAGAUUAAGAUGUGCUUUGAACAAGAGCAAUGACUUUGAAGAGCUGGUGGAUAGAAGUCAGCUGGAUAUCUCAGACCCAUAUAAGGUGUAUAAAAUUGUCCCAGAAGGAGCAAAAAAAGGUAAACAGUUUUUAGAUUUACAUAUUCAGUAGGACAUUUGUUCCCUCUAAAUGUUCCUCUUUCGUGUGUGACCAUGUUAAACACAGUGACCACAUGGAUGUCUCUGUUCGAGCUCCUGGCUACUUCCCUCUCCAAGGAGUUAGCAAGCCAGUAGCCAGUAGUAGCUACCUGAGGAAAUUAAAAAAAUUCACUGUAAUGUUUAACGUUUUAACUAUUAUCGCCCUGUCUUUCUAAUUAAUGUAUUCAUUUAUAAUAUCGUUUUCAAACAUUGUCUGUGUUUUUAGAAAAGAUUAAACUUUUCUAUAUUGUCUGUUACCACUUAAAACAGUUUGUCAAUAGUUAUAAUGCAUGUUAUUUUCUUACUUGAUAUAUGUCUCCACUCUUUGCAUAUUUACAGGCUACUUAGCAAAGUGGGAAUUGCAAAAUAAUUCAAUGUGAACUUACAUUUUGAAGCCAAAAUAGACAAUACGGAGAAAAAGACAUAUCAGUCAUGUCUUCAGUUUGUUUACAUCAGUCAGAGAUAUGAAAUUCACUUUGAAUUCCUGCAGUUCACACUUUUUCUGAAUAACUUGGAUAAUUUAAUAAUAAUUAUCUUCUGAAAUUGCUCAACCAAAGCAAGCCAUUGCAACUUUCUCCUCUUUCCAGCCUUGUCUCAGCUAAUUUUGCUGAACAAAAUUCAAUAACACAGUUACAUUACAGAUAAAAUGAACAAACACUAAACACAUUAGUGACAGGUAAAAGUAGGUAGAAUAGCAUAACAUUUAACAAAUAAUCAAAAUCACAGCACUAUUUCCUGGCUAAAUAGUCAAUAAACUAUUAUUAAUAGUGGGCUGGAAACCUAAAAAAUUGCAUUUUUCUUUCAAACCUCUACUUGUUCAAGGGAAUCUAUGAUUUAUUUUUUUACUGAACAUUAUUAAAGUUGGUUUGACUUGUAAUUGGCAAAAAAAGAUAACAAAAUAAUUUAAUUAAUCCAGAGACUUCAAUACCAUAUACAAUUAUAGACCUGAUGAUUAAGCUCCAUGACUUACACUAUUCACUCUCAUAUUGUACAUGCUGAUGGUCUCAUACUUAAAACACGUACUAGCCUUGCUCACCCCUCCCUCCCAACUUUAAAAAAAGACUGUGUGGCCUCAUUUGUCACUCCACCACAUUAAUUUACUCUACCACAACUAUAUACAACAGUGUUAGAUAUUGACUGGGAUGCCCAUUGGAUUGAUUUAAUUAUACAUAGAAUUGUAUCCAUAAAAAGUAGGUUUAUGCCCCAAUAGCUUCACGGUUUUGUUAAACCUGGUAUCUGACAGUUUGAAACCAUUCCUUGUACCUGUGUUCACUCUUUUGCCCAGAUCAUGUCUAUAUAUAGUGUAUACUAGUCAAAGGCAAUAAUCUAGGGCACCAAAUAAUCAAUGCACCCACAAGUGUACAUGGCAAUCUUUACAGAAUGGAAAUAUCCAUAAUAAACCAUUUAAAUUGCUGCGUGAAACAUUAAUACUGCUUCAUAGAAGGGCAGUGGAUACCUAGAGUAGCAUUACAGUAGAUCCCAUAUGGACUAACACAGUAAAGAAAUCCUGAAGUAUCAACAAGCAAAAUGAGCCAUAAAUUGCAAAAUUGGGGCAUAUGGGAGUUACAAGUAACGGGUGUUGGUCAUAUUACAGGGAAACUGUCAUAUCUCAGAAUUUUAAUAUCAUGGUUACUCAUAUUUAACAAAUGUGUAAUAGAGUGGUAUUAACAAAAUUGAAGCUUUUUUUCUGAAGCUGUGUGUCUCCUUCUUAGCCCAACUCAUUUGCAAUAUGUGCCUUAAGUAGUAUAUGGCCAGUGGUUUAGACAGGUUUCUAGUACGGUUUGAUAACAUCUGACCACAACUUACUAUCUCAGUUUGACAUUCUCUACCAGACAAAAUAAAGUUGUGUAAGAAUCUUUCACUUUGAGUUCACUUUAAAUUCUUGACAAUUCUCACUUUAGUGAAUAACCCUUAUAUAUUUUUAUCUUUAUCCUAACCAUAAUUGUAUAAUUCAAAUCGAUCCUAAACUAAAGGCCAACAAUCACUAUUUUUAUAUAACCAAUGUGUUCAUCUAUAUCUAAAUGUUUCCUCACAAUCUAUGAGUGCCAUAUUUUUGUUUUGUGUUCUAAAGAGACUGUAUCCACUCAGUUUCAUAGUAUGUAUGCAAACAGUGCAGUAAAUGUAUUGUUGUUAAUUGUGCACAUACAGGAUUAAAGCAGCCUGGAUCAGAAGAUGCACAGCUUGUCAUGAACCAUCCUUUCCCUGUGCCUUCUCCAUAUGGUUCCUUGCAGCCUCCCACCCAGGUAUGAACCUUAUAUUAGGUUGGAUGCUGACAAAAUAGCCAGAGCAAUAUUUUUUGAUAAAGCACUAUACAUAAUAAUAGGUGAAUAUUGCGCACACAAAAUAAAUUAAUAAAAAGGCCAUGAAAAACUCAAAAAGUCGCCAUAGUGUGUAAAGUCACCCCUGUGUCUUGUCAUGGUAAAUCCCUGACAUACCUGUCAUAAAACAUAUAUAGAAAAUAGUACAGGGGGUCUGGUAAUAUAAAAAUAAAUAUUUAUUACACAUAACUAGCUUAUAUAGUUUUACAUACAAUAACAUUUUCUUUUAUUUUACACUAUUGUGGUUACACAUAAGGCACAUAGUGUGCCAUAUGUCUAAGUUUAGCCCAGAACUGCUUUUAAUGUUGCUGUUUAUAUAUGCCGGCAAUUGUUUCUUUAGGUACAGUUCACGUGUUUAGAAAGGGUCAGUCCAAGCAUAGGCUCAUCUAAAUGCAGGUCCAAACUGCCCAGCCUGCCCUCUGUUUAGGUUUCUAAGGACACUUUUGGCUGAACUUGAGUUAGCUUUAAUCCCUUUAACUUCAUAAUAAUGAAAAACGUGUUAAUAAAAACAAAAAUACUUCCUUUUUAUUUUUUAAAAUUUUUUUUUACAUUAAACGCUAGUAGUAAUUUGUUAUUCAAAUAGUGAUUUGUUAUUGAAUGAACAAUCAGGUUUAUUUAAAAAAUAAAAAUAAAAAAAACUAUUUCAGCCUGUUUAAAGAGUAUAUGAAAAAAAACACAUGGCGAUAUGUUUCCUUAUUAUGUUAUUGAUUGAAGGCAAUAUUUCACUGUUCGUUUUUAUUUUAUUUUCUCUAUCAGCUAUUCAGACUUUUGAAAUCACACUUUUGCUAUUCUGACUAUUAAAUCACAAUUAAGAAAGUAAGAAUAAGAAAACCCUAAAAGUUACUUUUUGUUUUGUUUAACAUAUGACUAAAUCAUAGCCUCAUACCAUAGCAGGUUUGUGACACGCUUAUUAUUUUUAAUUAAGAUAUGGAAUUUCACACUACGUUAUGUUAUUGUUUGUCUUAAGAGAAAAAUAGCUCAACUUUCCACAGCUGGUGAAUUGCAAGCAUUUUUUUCCUGCUCUCUGAUCAUAAACUAUAAUGUGUGCAUCUUCCUCUACAACAGGUGUCAAACUAUAUGAUGCCUCAUGAACGUAACUGGAGAGACUAUGCACCAGAGCAACCACAUCCUGAACUUCCUUACCAGUGCGCAACUGUCCCCUUUGCAACACGCAGUCACCUAUGGCAAAACACUUCCUGUGACAAUAGUAUGUAGAGCUUUUUUCCCUUCUAACAUUAUGGGGCUCAGAACAUUUGACAGAAUGUUACUUAGGAAGGUGGCCAUGCUAAGUGUACAUUUUAAUCAGGUUUCUCUUUUAACCCCUUAAGGACCAAACUUCUGGAAUAAAAGGGAGUCAUGACAUGUCACACAUGUAAUGUGUCCUUAUGGGGUUAAACGUGGAGAAAGAGGCAAAAAUAUUUAUUCUGUAGAUUUUCACUUUAAUCAAUAGAGCAUUUCCCAUAAUCACUAGUUAGUAAUGCAGAAAUAAUGUACCAUAGAUGAACAUACUGGCGCUGAUAUUAUUUCUGAUAACCUUGAUUAAACUACGUUUAGCAAUACAAAACUGGAGCAACCCUUGGUCAAGGUGGUUGCUCUAUAAGUAUCAAUAAAAUUAAAGAUAUUAAAGAGGAACUGUCAACUCCCAGUAUUUCUAAUAUCAUGUUGUUUAACUAUCCAUAUAUAAAAAAAAAUAUAUAUUUGUGGUUUGUAAUAAUCUUGCAACUGGGUGCCUCCAUCUUAGCUCCCUGUCAAUCAUUGUUAUAAGCUCUGUCUGUGCACCUGGCAGUCAGCAUAGGAAAGCAUAUCGAGAUGAGGAGAAAUCAAAUGAAACAAUGCUGACAUUUCUCCUUGUCAUUAGCAUUAUAUUUUUCAUGUCUUUCCCUUGUCUGCACUGGAUUCUGAUGCCAUUUUCAAAAUGUUUAAUAUAAACUUAAAGGAAAACCAAGCAUCUCACAGAAACAAAGUUUAAAUAGUUUCUCCAACCAUCAUAACUAUUACAGGUUUCUGUAGUGGUUACGAUGGUAGGAGUACCAUGACGCUGUUCCCUGUUUUACAAAGGUUUGCCCUCUUAACUGGUCCUGACGGAUGCCAACGAUGUCUGAAAUACUCCCAGUCAAUGGGUGAGCCUUUAUGCACCAAAAAAAAAACAUGAACAGAAUUGACAUAAGCUAGCUUGGAACUCUUAUUCUAGGCUGGCUAAUUCCCAGAGAAGGAUGUUGACCUCUUGCAGGAAAGGGGGGGAAACUCAGUAUGUGCAGCGUUUUGAUACUGAAAUGCUGCACAUACGGUCUCCAUGCACCAUGACCACUUCAAAUCCCUGAAUUGGUCAUGGUGUCUGGAAUAACCCUUUCAACGGCAUGAAUUAUGGUGGCUGUUCUCAUAUAAACUGUUAUAGGGUGAGUUUGCUAAAAAAUUCCAAAGAACUGACAGAUGAAUUGUAAGUGUUGUGCCAAAAUGUUUCAGCUGAUUUUGAGAAUCUUUCCAUUUCUGUACUUUUGGUCCAAAAGAUUGAAUUCUCUUUUGAAAUCUUUUAAUACUAGCUCCAUUUUAUAAUAUUUCUCAAAAUAUAUAUAUAUUUUGGUAUUGUUAUACUUAUCGGUGGAAAAUGUUGCAAUUGAAAUGCUCCUUAAUCACUAGUAAUUAUCUGCACCUUAUCACUGAAGCAAUUUCCACAAUGUAAAUGUAUCUUCUUAAAUGGCAGCCCAUCAGAUCAUAUCGUGAUCCCUUUCUAACAGAGAUAAAUGUCUCCUCCUUUAAAAGUGUGCUGUAAUAUGCAGUGAUAUCUCUGUAUACAAUCAAUAAAACUAUGCAUUAGAACAGUUUUUUGCAUAGCUCUGACAUUUGCAUUAUGUAACAUGUAUCAGCACAGAAAGUAACUUUAAGUGGGACUAUAAUAUAAAAUGACACAUUUCAGAAAAGAACUGGCAUCCAUUUUUAAAUUAGGUUUUACAAAUAUUAUGGCAUUUUUAAUAUAUAUAUAUAUAGAACAAAAUUAUAAAUGCAACACUUUUGUUUUGGCCCCAUUUCUCAUGAGCUGACCUUAAAGAUCUAAGACUUUUUCUAUGUACACAAAAGGACUAUUUCUCUCAAAUAUUGUUCACAAAUCUGUCUAAAUCUGUGUUAGUGAGCACUUCUCCUUCCCCAUGAUAAUCCAUCCACCUCACAGGUGUGGCAUAUCAAGAUGCUGAUUAGACAGUAUGAUUAUUGCAAAGGUGUGCCUUAGGCUGGCCACAAUGAAAGGCCACUCUAAAAUGUGCAGUUUUAUCACACAGCACAAUGCCACAGAUGUCACAAGUUUUGAGGGAGCGUGCAAUUGGCAUGCUGACUGCAGGAAUGUCCACCAGAGCUGUUGCCCGUGAACUAAAUGUUCAUUUCUCUAGCAUAAGCCAUCUCCAAAGGUGUUUCUGAGAAUUUGGCAGUACAUCCAACCAGCCUCACAACUGCAGACCACAUGUAACCACACUAGUCCAGGACCUCUACAUCCAGCAUCUUCACCUCCAAGAUCGUCUGAGACCAGCCACCCGGACAGCUGCUGCAACAAUUGGCUUGCAUAACCAAAUAAUUUCUGCACAAACUGUCAGAAACCGUCUCAGCGAAGCUCAUAUGCACGCUCGUCGUCCUCUUCGGGGUCUCGACCUGACUGCAGUUCGUCUUUGUAACUGACUUGAGUGGGCAAAUGCUCACAAUUGAUGGUGUCUGGCACUUUGGAGAGGUGUUCUUUUCACGAAUGAAUCCCGUUUUUCACAGUACAGGGCAGAUUGCAGACAGCGUGUAUGGCAUUGUGUGGGUGAGCGGUUUGCUGAUGUCAACGUUGUGGAUCGAGUGGCCCAUGGUGGCGGUGGGGUUAUGGUAUGGGCAGGCGUAUGUUGUGGACAACAAACACAAGUGCAUUUUAUUGAUGGCAUUUUGAAUGCACAGAGAUACCGUGACGAGAUCCUGGGGCCCAUUGUUGUGUCAUUCAUCCACGACCAUCACCUCAUAUUGCAGCAUGAUAAUGCACUACCCCAUAUUGCAAGGAUCUGUACACAAUUCCUGGAGGCUGAAAACAUCCCAGUUCUUACAUGGCCAGCAUACUCACAGGAUAUGUCACCCAUUUAGCAUGUUUGGGAUGCUCUGGAUCGGCAUAUACGACAGUGUGUUCCAUAUCCUGCCAAUAUCCAUCAACUUUGCACAGCCAUUUAAGAAGAGUGGACCAACAUUCCACAGGCCACAAUCAACAACCUGAUCAACUCUAUGUAAAGGAAUUUGUGUUGCACUGCGUGAGGCAAUUGGUGGACCCACCAUAUACUGACUGGUUUUCAGACCCCCCACGGACCUCCCUGGACUGCACCAAUACAGUAAAACUGCACAUUUUAGAGUGGCCUUUUAUUGUGGCCAGCCUAAGGCCCACCUUUGCAAUAAUCAUGCUGUCUAAUCAACAUCUUGAUAUGACACACCUGUGAGGUGGAUGGAUUAUCUCGGCAAAGAAUAAGUGCUCACUAACACAGAAUUAGACAAAUAUGUGAACAAUAUUUGAGAGAAAUAGUCCUUUUGUGUACAUAGAAAAAGUCUUAGAUCUUUGAGUUCAGCUCAUGAGAAAUGGGGGCAAAAACGAAAGUGUUGCGUUUAGAAUUUUGUUCAGUAUAUAUAUAUAACGUCCUCCUCUCUUUUAGCACAGCCACCAAGUUGAAUAAGCCUUUGCCAGUUUUACAGUUAUCUAACAGGUCUCAUCUUUUAAGGCUGCUAGUUUAUGGGUUGUAAUUAAUAUUUUUGAACAUUUAUACUUUAUUUUAUUGUUAUUAUAUUAAUUUUACAUAUAUGCUAUUGUUAUCCUGAUCUUGCUUAUCUUUGGCAAUUAAACACAUUAUUUAUUGGCCUGCCAUUGCUUUCUAGACUAUUAAUCCUGCCCAAUUUUUAUGAGUCUCACAUCGUAAUAUGUGCUUAACCUGAACAUUUUUAUCUACCUUUCACUCUUUAACAGUGCAUUGAAUAGGACGUCCCUAUCUUAUGGCAACCCCCAACUCUUGCAUAUUCCCAGACCUGAUGACUGGUAUGGGAUUCCUUCUUUAACCUCAUUGCACUUCUUAGCUUAUUCCCUCUGCGCCAUCACUCUCUAUCUCUUUGAGGUUCAUGCCAUCUGCCUUUUUCAGCACUUCUCGCUACACAUUAAAUUUAUCUACUGUCCACCUGGCUACUCUAGCUCCUUCUAGGAACACUUUUAAGCCUGGCUCCCUCACUUCUUGCUUCUUGACAUUCUCUCUGUUAUCUGCAGAGAUGUUAAGAUCUCUGCAGAUGCACCGAACCAGCUCAGAGGCUCAUGCAGUGGUCAAAUUCCACUACACAUCAAGCCAGCAACACUUGAGACCUUAUCUUCUCUAAUCUUUCCUCUAUUGUUACUUUCACAAACACACUGCUCCCUCACUCUGAUCACAACCUCCUAAGCUACCAUUGUCUUGUAGCCAACUGAACCACCCUCACUUGUCACACAUAGACUCUGCAGAAACCUGAAAUUCCUUGAUCUGCAGGAGCUUUCCAUUGAUAUCCAACUUCUCCUCUCACCAAUCUCAAACCUACCCUUUUAAACAUUCUGUCCUCUCAAGUACCCUAGAUAAGCUAUGUCCACUCACUGCUUGCCCUUCCCAUCAAACUAAAUACCAACCCUGGCAUAUGAAAUGUUCCUGAAACCCCUAAAGCUGUGGGUGGUGGAACGUUUCUGGAGGAAGCUUUGUAGUAUGGCAGACUUCCUGCACUACAAAUGUAUGUUGCAUUCCGGCAGCUGUGCCCUCUCUCUCAAACAGGCUUCACCUCCCUCAUCUCCAUCUUCACCCUAUGAGCCCUAUGAACCUCUACUAAUCUCACUUCUGUCACUUUGCAUCCUUUUACAUCUGAAAAGAAAAGACCUCAGUUGCUUUUCCCCCCAACUGUCUAACUCUUUGCCCGACCUCCUCCUCUACACUUAUAAAUUCUUUACAAUUUCUAAAGAGGAGGUUUCUGUGCUUUUUCUUUCUUCCUGCCCUACCCCAUGUGCCCUUGAUCCCAUUCCCAUGCACCUUACUCAAACUUUCUCAUCUGCAACUCUCCUAUUUUUGACUGAAUUCUUUAUCUUUAGGCAUUUUCUCUUCUCCUUCAACCACAUGCUGAUCACACUAAAAAAAGCAUUCUCUUGAGCCGGAUGCUUUCCCUAGCUUUUUUCUCCCCUUUACCUCCAAGCUAUUUGAAUGACCUGUCUAUAUUCAACUCACAGACUAUCUUCAAGAACGAACCCUUGUUGUUCGUUCCUCUAAGGCUACAUGUGUCCCUGUUUACCUUCAUGUCAAAGAGCUAUCAUAACCUCUCACCACUAGGCAUUGUUUUGGUGUGCUCUUUGACUCUGACUUUUUCUUCCCCCUUUAGAUAAUAUCUUCCCCAAAGUCUGUCAAUUUCUCACAUUCAUCCCUUUCUCAUUCAGGAUGCCACUAAAAUGCUUGUCCAUGCUCCACUGUAGUCUCUACUGUAGCUUCUCAAGGGCCACCCUUUCCUAAUGGAAUGCCCUCCUGUGACACAUUCUACUCUCCCUAUCUCUGCAGUCCUUCAAAAAAUUAUAAAAAACACAAUUAUUUAGAGAAAUCUACCAGCUUGUCCCUUAACUCCUCUACCCUGAUUACCUUCCUCUGCUGUGCUCCAUCCUCCCAAAUGUUUGCCCCAUCCCUCCAGGUACAUCCAGAUAAUCUGAGUCCCUAACAAACCCUAAUAGCAGCAGAUGAGAAGAACUCAAUAUACUGUGUAAAUCAAAGGCUCUUCAAUCAUACGUUUAACUGAUAGGCAAGUCAGUGCCUCUCUAAAUCACAAUAUAGCUAAGCUAUUCACUGCUAUACAGCUUCAUAAUGAUAUACAGAUAUAUAAUUACUUCAUACAAUUAUGGUGCUAAGAACCAGAGCAGGUUUAAUUUUUGUGUUGAAUUUACUGCUUACCAUAUAGGUACAAUGUAGACUCCAAAACUGCUUACUAAUUCAAUUUUUUAUUAUGCAGGUUACCAAGUAACUGGAUCAUUUUAUGCAUGUGCACCGUCUGAAUCACAGGCCCCAGGCCUUCCACUGGAGCCAAGUAUAAGGACUGGGGAGGCCAUUGCAUUGACAGGUAUGUUGCACUUGUAUCAUCAUCAAACUACAAGCUAUAUAUAUAUAUAUAUAUAUAUUAAUUUUUAUUAUUUCUUUUCAUUCAUAGUUAUCUUUAAAACAUAUGAUAAGUGGCAUAAUAUAUCUGGCUAUUACUUUUCUCUUUCUACAUCAAAUAAUGCCUGUGCCUCUUGCAUUGGUUCCUCUUAUCUUUAGAUGAGGGACCUUUCUAUUUAAGACAUGUGCAUUACAUAUACAAUCUAAUUUUACAAAUGUGCUCUGAUUUAUUUUUAUUAUCUUAAUUCUGUUACAUUGUCACUGUAAGCAGCAUAACCACUUUAGCUAUCAUGGUUAUGGCCCAGCUACCCUUGACCUUUAAUUAUCAUUUCAGAUUAGGAGGGAAAAUAUAUUUUCUUAUUUUCUUAAAUAUAUUUUCUUACCCAGCUGUAAUCUUAUCAAUCAGACAGGUAGAAUUAUACUUCUUCCAAGCAUGCCCAUUUCAUUCCAAGGUGUGCUUGUGGUGUGCAAAUCAUUUUUCACUCCCCUACCUUUCUCUUUCCUCUUCUUUGGUAAAAUUGGAGACAUAAACGCAUACAUACUGGUUCAGCAGUGUUGGCAAACAUCGUAAAUCGCCCUGAACAGAAUACUGUGAAUGGGGCUCUGAAUAAACUGCAUUAUGGCUAAUAGCUUACAGCCCAGUUCCACUCAUUAAAUUUGAUGAAUGAACUGAGAAAGUUGCUGAACUACAUAUUCCUUAACCCCUCAAGGACCAAACUUCUGGAAUAAAAGGGAAUCAUGACAUGUCACACAUGUCAUGUGUCCUUAAGGGGUUAAACCACUGCUGUACAGGGGUGCAUUGCAUAAGAAAAGAAAAAAAAAACAAGGCAGAAAUGAAAUGCUCAUAAUUGGUGGAGCCUCUUUCUGUUCUGUGAGACACUUUUCUGUGCAAGAGCAGCAACGUUACAAUAAUAAAUGAUAAGUAUUCUAUCAUUGUUUUUGUGUGUGCAAUUUUCAAUGUAAAAUAUGCCCUAGAACUACAUUCAAGUCACAAACAAUAAGCUGGGGUGAAUUAGAAGCUCAUAACUGUCCAGUAGCCAAUUAAUUCCAGUCAUAAGUAAAGACAGCCACUGGGACGCUACUCUAUACCACAAUAAUGUUUACUUGUAAACAGUGUUUGGACAAUGGAGAGAACUCUGAAUUGAACUUGAAGUUGUGUUGUUUCAUUAGUGUUUAUAGUGGCGAUUGUCUGAUCUCCCUCUAACGCAAGCACACACUGUAAUAAAACCGCUAAUAAAGAACUAGUAUAAAAAAGACACAUUGUAAUGCAGUUUGGAUCAAAGGUAACUAUUAUUUUGCAAUUUGUGAUGUAAAAGUUCAGAUCCCACUUCCUGACAAUGCCUCAAAAUUUCCUCCAAUUUUCCUAGAUCGGUACCCAUUUGAUAUAUCCCCAAUGGAGUGUCAACCCUGUGACAGAUAUUUGUGUCAUCUACGAAAAGGUAUUCUUUUCCAUUAAAACCACUAAUGAUACAAUUAAUGAGCAUUUUAAACAUGACACCCAGAGUAUCCAUACAUUGAUGGCUGGCAAACUGUAUUGCCUUUGAGUGUAUCCAUGACAACAAGACAUUGUUGUCUGGUACUGAAUAUGCCAUGUUGAUAAAAGCUAGUAUUAGUAUGACCUAUUGACCUUUCUUGUAACAGCCCCUCUGGUGUACAUAUAUAUGUGUGUGUGUGUGUGUGUGUGUGAAUAUAUAUUUAAAUACAAGUUCCUCUUUUAUUACAGAAUAAAAAGGAAGCAAUACACUUAACAUUCAUUUUAAAUUCUGCUAAAAUUAUACACACUGAAAACCAACUGCAGUUAAUUCAAAACUCAAAUUUCAGAAUACAGGGAGUGCAGAAUUAUUAGGCAAGUUGUAUUUUUGAGGAUUAAUUUUAUUAUUGAACAACAACCAUGUUCUCAAUGAACCCAAAAAACUCAUUAAUAUCAAAGCUGAAUAUUUUUGGAAGUAGUUUUUAGUUUGUUUUAGUUUUAGCUAUGUUAGGGGGAUAUCUGUGUGUGCAGGUGACUAUUACUGUGCAUAAUUAUUAGGCAACUUAACAAAAAACAAAUAUAUACCCAUUUCAAUUAUUUAUUAUUACCAGUGAAACCAAUAUAACAUCUCAACAUUCACAAAUAUACAUUUCUGACAUUCAAAAACAAAACAAAAACAAAUCAGUGACCAAUAUAGCCACCUUUCUUUGCAAGGACACUCAAAAGCCUGCCAUCCAUGGAUUCUGUCAGUGUUUUGAUCUGUUCACCAUCAACAUUGCGUGCAGCAGCAACCACAGCCUCCCAGACACUGUUCAGAGAGGUGUACUGUUUUCCCUCCUUGUAAAUCUCACAUUUGAUGAUGGACCACAGGUUCUCAAUGGGGUUCAGAUCAGGUGAACAAGGAGGCCAUGUCAUUAGAUUUUCUUCUUUUAUACCCUUUCUUGCCAGCCACGCUGUGGAGUACUUGGACGCGUGUGAUGGAGCAUUGUCCUGCAUGAAAAUCAUGUUUUUCUUGAAGGAUGCAGACUUCUUCCUGUACCACUGCUUGAAGAAGGUGUCUUCCAGGAACUGGCAAUAGGACUGGGAGUUGAGCUUGACUCCAUCCUCAACCCGAAAAGGCCCCACAAGCUCAUCUUUGAUGAUACCAGCCCAAACCAGUACUCCACCUCCACCUUGCUGGCGCCUGAGUCGGACUGGAGCUCUCUGCCCUUUACCAAUCCAGCCACGGGCCCAUCCAUCUGGCCCAUCAAGACUCACUCUCAUUUCAUCAGUCCAUAAAACCUUAGAAAAAUCAGUCUUGAGAUAUUUCUUGGCCCAGUCUUGACGUUUCAGCUUGUGUGUCUUGUUCAGUGGUGGUCGUCUUUCAGCCUUUCUUACCUUGGCCAUGUCUCUGAGUAUUGCACACCUUUGCUUUUGGGCACUCCAGUGAUGUUGCAGCUCUGAAAUAUGGCCAAACUGGUGGCAAGUGGCAUCGUGGCAGCUGCACGCUUGACUUUUCUCAGUUCAUGGGCAGUUAUUUUGCGCCUUGGUUUUUCCACACGCUUCUUGCGACCCUGUUGACUAUUUUGAAUGAAACGCUUGAUUGUUCGAUGAUCACGCUUCAGAAGCUUUGCAAUUUUAAGAGUGCUGCAUCCCUCUGCAAGAUAUCUCACUAUUUUUGACUUUUCUGAGCCUGUCAAGUCCUUCUUUUGACCCAUUUUGCCAAAGGAAAGGAAGUUGCCUAAUAAUUAUGCACACCUGAUAUAGGGUGUUGAUGUCAUUAGACCACACCCCUUCUCAUUACAGAGAUGCACAUCACCUAAUAUGCUUAAUUGGUAGUAGGCUUUCGAGCCUAUACAGCUUGGAGUAAGACAACAUGCAUAAAGAGGAUGAUGUGGUCAAAAUACUCAUUUGCCUAAUAAUUCUGCACUCCCUGUAUAGACGAAACUAGCCAAGUUGCUGUAAGUUGGAUCAUUUUCUCAAAGCAGCCUUUGUUGACUACAUUUCGUGAUUUGGUUUCUCAAUUCACUAAAAGACUGAAGGAUAUCAGUGCACAAUGUAUUGAAAUCAACAUCAAACAACUAUCUAAGGUUCCAUACAUGGAACUAUCUAAGGUUCCAUACAUCUUGAUAUGACACACCUGUGAGGUGGAUGGAUUAUCUCGGCAAAGAAGAAGUGCUCACUAACACAGAUUUAGACAAAUAUGUGAACAUUAUUUGAGAGAAAUAGUCCUUUUGUGUACAUAGAAAAAGUCUUAGAUCUGAGUUCAGCUCAUGAGAAAUGGGGGCAAAAACGAAAGUGUUGCGUUUAGAAUUUUGUUCAGUAUAUAUAUAUAAUGUCCUCCUCUCUUUUAGCACAGCCACCAAGUUGAAUAAGCCUUUGCCAGUUUUACAGUUAUCUAACAGGUCUCUUCUUUUAAGGCUGUUAGUUUAUGGUCUGUAAUGAAUAUUUUUGGACAUUUAUACUUUAAAUGUUUGUAGGCUGGGGUGAAGACAUAUAUAGUUAUUAUUGCAUCUCUCAGCAUUGAGAUUUCAUGACAUGACAUUUACUAUCAGAACUGUUUAUGUUGUUGUCGUAAAAACAUUGUAGUAGAUUUUGAGAUUAACAGUUUUAAACUAAAGGAUAAUUUACCAUUAGCCUCAUCUUCCAUGAUCUGAGCUCAGGCUAAAAAAUUUUUUUUUCUCAGACCCCUACUUAAAUCUCAAUAUGUGCCUCACACACCGUCGUAAAUGCAACAGGCGCAAUUGAGAAAGAGGCUCAUUAUUCAGCAAUUUUCCACUGAAUUAAAAAAAAAUUUCUUAUACAUCUCAGCUCUUUCUCAUAAAUUGUAAGCAUGGCAUUAUUGAUACCAUGCUGUUUUUUUUUUUAUACCCAGCUUCAUUUAGGACACUCUUCUGAUGUGGAAGAUGUUGUUUACAUAUCAAUAAAUCAAAAAUGCUUCCCUAUGCACUUUUUGGGUAAAUGUGUUAUCUCUCAUUCUGCCUGCACUCACCUCCCCUUCUCUUAUCCUGAAACGCAAAGCAAAUGUCAGCUUUCACCAACAGACAGCAAACCUCUCAGGUAUCCCUAUUUAGGAGGGAGAGUACAUAUUUUGGGCCCAAAUUCCUCUGUCCUGCUUUUCUACUGGUAUAAUCAGAAAAACUAAGCUACAUCUACUGUUCUAAGUAUGUUAAGCAAUUGGGAUGUGGAUGUGUUUAAAAGCAAACACACAAUCUAAUUAUUUCCCCAGUCUGCUGAGUAAAACACAUUACUGAGUCAACGAUCUAAGAUAACAAUUAAGCUAUGAAAGCGUAUGCAUAUAGAUAUUGUUACAGAUAUAAUAGUAAAAUAGAAAAAUAAAAGCAUUGACUUCCUAGGGCAAAGAAUUCCCAAAUCCAAUACCAUAUUUCUUCCCUCUAAUCCUUCAUUACUGUUUGGUAGUCUACCAUAUCAGAUAUCACCCUAUUGUAUAUGCUACGGAAAACAAAGCAGACCUCAUUAUCAUGCAGCAGCAAUGCCUAAAUUGUUAUCAUAUUGAAAUAUAUUAUCUACACUAUUGUUAAACGAGUCAUCUUUUUUUACAGACUGCCGAUUACAUAUCAGCUUAUACUAUCGUGAUACAUUGGUUAAUGAGAGAACCACUAGUAACCCAGAAGGCUGCAGGAUCACACAUGGACAAAACUAUGAAAUAAGUUGUUUGGAUCAAGUGGUUUUCCCAUAUCCAGAGGACAGCAACUUGAGGAAAACAAUUGAGAAGAUGUUGAACCAUAUGGAGAGGGGUGUUAUUGUGUGGAUGACUCAAGAUGGAAUCUAUGCCAAGAGACUAUGCCAUAGCAGAAUAUACUGGGAAGGACCUCUAUCUAUUUACAGUGACCGACCAAACAAACUGGAACGGGAUAUGCCAUACAAAUUGUUUGACACGCAGCAAUUUUUAACAGGUAAAUUCAGGAUUGAUCUAGAAUUGUUUGACCUGUUUGUAAAUUUAUCUUUUCCUGUACCGUCAAUAUUUCAAAUUACUCACAGAGAGCCAUAAUAUUGAUUGGUAAAAUAUCUACCAAGUAUUUUCACAUGAUAAUAUGUUAAUAAACACACCCUGCUCUGUUUCUACUACCUGCUGCUCCAACCAAAAUGAACCUUAAUUGCUGAUACCUUUUGUCCAGUGAUGGCUUGUUCAUAGGGCCAAUGAUGGCAGUGCCUUACUAUAUAAUUGUUGUAGGAAAAAUUCUAUUGCCAGUAGUAAAAGAUUAAAUGAACAACACGAUCCAUUAUAAAUAGUAAAUAUGAACCAUACAGCAAUAUAGUACUAUAAUUUUGCUUCCCCUUCCACCGGAGCACAAACUAAUUCACGGAUACUGAAUGAUUUACUGCGUGGAUAAGCUGUUGUGAGCAAGGGGGCAUGUUUGAAAAUUGCCCAUUAAAAGCGUACCACCAACAAGCUCAUUCUCUUCCUCGUGGUGAUUUCUGAUGUGCCUCACUUAAUCUCCAGUAGGGCAUCGUCAGAGUCACUGCUUCUAAAGAAUCCUACAAACACAGAGCUGGGCUUGUUGUAUAAGGUUCUUUUAUUGUGCACUUAAUAUAGUCCCUUCAUAUGGCAUGUCAAGCAAUGAUUUUUUUUUCUGAUUUAUCUAAUUAAAGUUUUAUGUCCAUAUAAGAAAUUGAACCCCAGUUGCCAGUGUAAAAAAACUAAAAAAACUUAACUAGUAUGCAACACAUGAACUGUAUUCAGACUUUGUAGGCUUAUUAAAAAAACAACAAAAAUAUCAAGCCAGUUUUAAUCACUGACAAUUAGUAAUGCACAAGUCUAGAAAAAAAGUAAGUACUUGUAAUUACAUCUCCAAUUAUCUGUCCCAAUAAUAUCCCAAAGAAAUAUUUCCAUUUCUUUUUUGCUCUUAUGCAUGAUGCAGCAGGAGUCUAGGUUCCUGACUUGAUUGUUUUUCUAUCUAUUAUCAGAGCUGCAGGCCUUUGCUCACCAUGGGCGUCCAAUACCAAGGUUCCAGAUAGUUUUGUGUUUUGGGGAAGAAUUUCCAGACCCUCAGAGAGGGAGAAAACUAAUAACGGCUCACGUAAGUCUAACUGCAGUUACCAUUGCCAUUUCCUGUUUCCUCCGAGGAAAUUCAUCUGAAGCUGUACAUAGUUAUUGUAUAUGCUGCAUGCUACUGAAAGCAGUCAUCAUCAUUACUUGUCAACAUUUUCUCUAUAAACUGGUACUCUCAGGAUUCUGGGAAUUCCCAAAUGGGGAAUCUUUAUUUACCACAACAACGUGGAUGCAAGGAAAUAGCACAGAAUGAGUGUGUGUGUCUCGCAAAAAAAUAAAUAAAUAUUUAUUAAAACAUCUUGGUGCCAAGCAACAAAGUGAGAGAUGAAAAUUACAACCAAAGCUAAACAUGAUUUGUGUGCCUAAACACUUACUUAUAUGUGCCUAGCCACAACUUGUGUUUAGCGUUGGAUGUGGUUUUUAUCAUCUCUCUCAUUGCUAUGUUUGGCACCAAAAUGUUUUAAUAAACGUUUCUUUGUAAGAUAAUCAAAACCUAGCCCAUCUGUACUGUUCAGUUGUAUCUCUCUCUCUUGUAUAUAUGUAUAUAUAUAUAAUGCAUAUUCUUUGACUUAAACCUGCAUUGUUUUUUGUCUAGAUUGAGCCUCUGUUUGCCAGACAGCUGAUUGGAUUUGCUGAACAAAAUGGUGGACAUUUUAUGAGAGGAUAUGAUUUAUCAGAUCACAUCAGCAGCUCAGAAGAAUAUCAUCGGCCAAUUCGCCAUACCCCACUUCAAGAAUGAAAUUCAAAGAUUUUUUAAUCCACACUAUGGUACUGUGGUGUGGAACCCAUAACUGACAAUAUCAACCUACUGAGGAAUCUACAUUCUUUCACAGAGAGAUGGAUGUUCCUCAAACUUGAAUAUAUACUGAGAAAUGAACCUUUGGAACUUUUGUGGAUAUAUAAGCAAAUUACAUAAUGAAUUGCAUAUUUGUGGAUAGUGCCUAACUAGUCAACACAAAAGAUUUUCUGCAUUCUGUGAUAACAAAAAUGUAAUUUUUGCUACUUCACUAUCACCUCAUCCUAAUUUUAAACUAGGAACAUGAACAGUCUAAAGAAACAAGUGGUCUUGAAUAGAACAUUGCAACCAAACUCUUUUCUGGUUAAAAAUAGUUUAUCUCCUAGUGGACACUGAAGGAAUUUGUGUUUCAAUAUAAAACGGACAUGUGUGUCUUUCUUCAUAAUUAGAUAGACCUUCAAAUUCAUAAUCUACUUUUAACACGUCCCAGUGCUGGCUUCCAUAAAUAUAUCUAUUUAAAAAUGCACCCUGUUACUAACUUUCUCCCUUUUCAGUCUAUCUCUUUCACUUUCUAACUUAAACCAUGCUGAGCUGCACUAACACAUAAGAAAAGAAUGUUUUUGCAAAAAAAAUCUUCUGGGUUUAAUUAAUUUUAUUUUUUUUAAAGGCCCAACUUCUUACAAAGUGAAAAUGUUACUUUUCAUUUAGCCUCUAAAAUAAGCUGACAUUUUCAUUUAAUAGAGAUGCUUUUUUUUGCGAAUCUCAUAUUUAAAAAAAAUAAACCUCAAUAUUCAAAAAACAUAAUAUUUU
Molecule: messenger RNA, 22481 nt
Organism: Pelobates cultripes (western spadefoot toad)
Lineage: Eukaryota; Metazoa; Chordata; Amphibia; Anura; Pelobatidae
Source: the annotation of a GenBank genome assembly